AUGAGAGUGAUUGAUGCAACAAAGCUCAUUCCAGAGUCCAUCCCUGUGCUAGUCGUGGGUGCUGGCCCUGUUGGCCUUUCUCUAGCCAUUGAGCUCCGGCUGCAUGGCAUCGAGGUUGUAGUCAUAGACCAAGAUCUUGAUAUCGUGGACGAACAUCCAAAGGGACGCUCAAAUGAUCUUCGCACUCUGGAGCACUACCGUCGCUGGGGUGUCAGUGAUGAAUUACGCAAGUGGGCCUGGCAGCCGCCAAAUCCCAAGCAGCAGCUGGUUAUCACAGAAUCCCUUGUACAAAGACCGCUUGGUGCCUACCCGCUUCUAUAUGGCCGGGAUGUGGAAGAGUCGAAAGAUCUCGCAGCAGAACCGUCCCUCAGUGUGCCCCAGCCUAUCACCACGCUUGUUCUGCAAAAUCGGGCCAUUGCAUUGGGGGCAUCUAUUUUCCGAGGCUGGAAAGCGAUAUCGGUCCAACAGGAUGAAAAGCGUGUCGUGGUUGAGCUCCAGUCUCCAGGUGGUGAUAUUCGUUGGGUUGCUUCUGAUUAUACGGUUGGAUGUGAUGGUCCCGGUAGCUUGAUCCGAAACGCUGCAGGGAUCAAGCAAAAAGGCAUCGAUCCGAUUGGAAAGACUUUGAGUUACGUGGUGCGAUCGGAAGGGCACAGAAUCAGUGAUAUGACCAGCUCACCCGCUCACAGCUCACUGGGAAUGCUCCUCGUGCUUAAUUCUCGAGUCUCCUCGAUAAUCAGUAUCCCCGGGGAGGAGAACUGGGGCUAUAGUAUUAUGGUUCCCAAUGGAGAUAAUCUCUCAGAAGAUGAGGCUCUGUCAAUCGGUCAAGAUAUCCUGGGAGUGAACGCAAGGCUUGAAAUUGUCAGCCGAUCGUCCUAUAGGGUCUUUACUCGCGUGAGCACGUCAUAUCAAACUCGUCGACUGUUCAUUGCGGGGGAUGCGUCUCAUUUAUGUCCUCCAACGGGGGGAUAUAAUAUGAACGUUGGUAUCAGCGAUGCAGUUAAUCUUGGCUGGAAGCUCGCUGCGGUUUUAAAUGGCUGGGGGGGUCAAAGAUUGCUUCAAACUUACGACAUUGAGCGCCGGCCUGUCGGAGAACGGGUUUCUCAAUCAGCUAUGGAUAACGCUCAUUCUUUGAGAAGGGUGGCUGAGGUUUUCAAGGAGCUACCCUCUCUAGAAACCACCUCCAGCGAAGAGGAGCGAUUUCAAAGGGGCCAGCGUGCCUAUAAAAUGAGCUACCCAGAAUGGAACAACAUUGGGGUUGCACUCGAUCAGCGCUAUGAUACAUCGCCCGUUAUCAUUAACGACGACUGGGAGUGUGCACCAUAUGAUGGAACCAAACUCUGGCCCCACGCAUCUCCAGGUCAUCGUGCACCUCAUCUUUGGUUUCCCGACAGUUCGCCUUUACUGGAUCAUUUUGGAAAGGAGUUUACACUACUGGACGUGGGAGCUGUGGAGGAGAAUGUCCAGAACAUACUUGCCGCCGCUCGUCACGUUGGAAUGCCCUUGAAGAGGUUACAGCUGUCUGCGUCACUUGCUCGAACGAAGUAUCCAGCGGAGCUUACGAUAAUUAGACCCGAUCAGUACAUUGCUUGGCAGGGAUCUCAGUGCGAUGAACCUGGAUUGAUGAUAGAUAAGAUUCGAGGCGCAUGA
Penicillium daleae is the source of this 1647-nucleotide messenger RNA. Its product is annotated as MonooxygenaseFAD-binding. The transcript has a single exon. Lineage: Eukaryota; Fungi; Ascomycota; Eurotiomycetes; Eurotiales; Aspergillaceae. The record is from RefSeq and is a predicted model, not a curated record. Bases 1 to 1647 code for a protein of 548 amino acids. Gene Ontology annotation, molecular function: FAD binding.